AUGCCAGCUGGAGCGAUCGUGCGCGAGGUCGCUUCUACAGAAUCGCACAAGCACGUUCGCAAACUCGGUAACCUACGUCUGCAGCAGCAGGAGAUCAUAUCGAUAUUGGUCACCAAGCCGGACUUCUGUGGCCUUUCCAUUGCCGAACUGAAGCAGAUCGACAACACAUUCCGGGGUGGUACCACGCGAAAAUCUUCAGCUCAGGCUGUGUUGAGGAGCGGUCUUGAGUAA
This is a messenger RNA of Anthostomella pinea, 231 nucleotides long. The record is from the annotation of a GenBank genome assembly. NCBI's taxonomy places the organism in Eukaryota, Fungi, Ascomycota, Sordariomycetes, Xylariales, Xylariaceae.